UAGGGUAAGGAGCACAUGUGACCAGAGGAGGUCUGCGAGGGAUGUCGGCUCAGGAGCUCACUGUCCGUCUGUGCCAGGAGGGAGACCGGCACCUGGCCCUGGGUGAGCUCCCCCUGGCCACCGCCUUCUACUUGGCCGCAUUCAGCUGCCACCCGUCCUCAGUGGUGCAGAGGGCACAGCAGUCACUGAGCCAGGAGCAGACGGGGCGGGUGGUCUCCGUGCUGGAGGCCUGGUGCCGGGGAGAAGCCCAGAUCCCCUCUAUCCACUGGGACGGAAUGGCUGUGGUCUCCCUCACCGUGGCCCUGGCUGCGGCCUUCCUCGGCGCCCUCCAGCCUAACAACCUGGCCGCCUCCCUCUACAAACUGACCGCCCUGACGGGGCAGGGACGCCACGAGGAGGUGGCCAGGAGAUGCGAGGCGCUUCUGGAGGGCCCCGCUGCAGGAUCCCUGGAGCUGCGGCUCGUGCGAGCUCUGGCCUGGGUCCUGUCCGGGACCAAAGCGGGCGCAGGUGUGAGCGAGUACCUCCAGGCUUUCGUCACACAUGCCCAACAAACUCUGGACUUCAUCCUCUCUCAGCAGCAGGACCACCUGCCCCUGCUCAUCAGCGCCUGCCAGGAUCACCUCCUGGAGCCCAGCGAGGCCGAGGCAGCUGGAGGCCGGUGGGGCAGUGACUGCCGGCGCUUCCUGGCGGCCCUGGCGCCCAGCGAGACGCGGGCAGCCUCCGCCCAGGCCCUGUCUCUGCUUAGGACGGGCAGAUUGGAGGAGUGCAUGACCACGUGCAGCCGAGCCCUUGAAUCAGCCUCCACGGUGGGCAAACUCCAAGGAGAGGGUCCUUCCAUCCUGCUGGUUACCCGGGCAGCAGCCUCCUUCUCCCUCGGUCGCCAGAGCCGGGAGGCUCUCCAGGACCUCCAGGAGGCCUUCCGGCUGAAUCCGGACCGGGCUAAGAGGCACUUCGAGGACGUGUUCUCCCCCGGGGACGUCGAGCGGAUCCUGGCGCAGGCCCAGGAGACGCUGGAGACGGACUUCGCGCUCUUCCGAGAAGCAGUGAGGACUCGGGAGGAGCUCCGAGCCGACGGGGGGAUGGAGCUGCUGCCUCCCAUCCUCCACAGCCUGCGCUUCCUCCUCCGCGUGGCCCCCCUGGGAGCGCAGCGGGAGCUGAGCGUCCGCCUCAUCGACUGCCUGCUGCUGUCCGGGGACGGCCGAGCGGCCCUGGGGCUCUGCGACCGCCUCCUCGGCUCCGAGCACCCCACCUACCUCAGCACGCUGCUCACGCUGCGGGGCUUCUGCAGCCUCCACGCAGGGGAGGCCGGGCCGGCCCUGGCGGACUUCCAGGCGGUGAUAGAGCACGAGGCCCCGCAUCCCGGCAGCUGCGUGAGAGCGCUGUGCGGCCGCGGGCUGCUGCGCCUCCUGGCCGGCAGCCCGUACUUGGCCACUCUGGACUACAUCACGGCCUCCAGGUUGAGGCUGCAGGAGGCCGUCUUCACCGUCAAGUCCUACGUCCCGUGGAACCAGCGGGGGCUGCUGCUGAAGGUGCUGCAGGAGGAAGGGCAGAAAAUGCUGCAGAACAGACCCGAGCCCGGCCCGGGGGGCCCCGGCCCCGGCCGGAAGAAGGCAACCGAGGAGGAGGGCGGCCCUGCCGCCAAAGAGGGGGAUGCUUGUGGGGUGCACCAGCUGGCAGCCCUGCUGAUGGAGCUGGAUCCGAGUGAGGAGAUAUCCAGGCUUCUGAGUGCAGAUGCUCUCUACCAAAUGGGCCGUAUUGAAGACGCACACAAGACCCUCUUGGUGGCACUGUCCAAGAGCCCCCACACGGCCCCCAUCCUGGCCCGCUUGGCCCUGCUGCAGCUACGGAAGGGCUUUUUCUACGAUGCCAACCUGCUGAUAAAGAAAGUGAUCCAGAUUGGAGACACCUCCUGCCUCCAGCAAAUCAUGGAGAUCUUCAGGGAAGAGGACCGGAAGCUACUACAGACUCACUGCCAUUCUAGGGCUGUGACGAUCCUGAAGAAUAAACAGGGGGACACAUAUACCAAAGAGGCCAUCGCCUACCUCUCUCUUGCCAUCAUUGCCUCAGGAAGUCAGGCAAGGGAAUCCCUCCUGGCCAGAGCCCGAUGCUAUGGUCACUUAGGCCAGAAGAAAACAGCCAUUUAUGACUUCAACACCAUUCUCAAGACUGACCCUACCAAUGUGCAGGCUCUGUGUGGUCGGGCAUUUAUGCAUCUGGUUCUGAAUCAGCAGAAGGAGGCUGUGGACAGCAUCAUCUCUGCUCUUACCUUGGAUAUGGCAGGUGUGGUCCCUGAGAUCUUGUCACUGAAGCAAGAAGCCCAGGCCUUCAUCACUCAAGGCCUCUACUCCCACUGUAGAACUGGGCUGAACCAGCUGGCUUCAGACAGGAGCCUUCCUAGGGAAGAAGCCUCUGAAAAACUGCUGGCCAUCGGAGAAGCGCUCAUUAAAAUAGAUGCCACAAAAUCCAGCUGGAGAAUCCUCCUUGUGGAUGUUUUGAUUUUGACAGGUUGCUAUGAGAAAGCUCUUGAACAUCUACAAGAAGUCCUUGGACCCACUCCCAGGUCUGAGCCUGCCCAGGCCCGGCUGGGUUUCCUCCAGUUAAAGAAGAGAGAACUUGUAGCUGCUAUUCACAACUUGGAGCCUCUAGCUGGGAAAGACCCCAAGGAUCUGGGCUUCCUCUUGCAUCUGUUGGACACCAAGCAGCGGCACAGUCUCUCACAGGCAGCAGCUGAAGAAGGAAAUGCCCUAGGAAAGGAUCAGUGCCCAGAGAAGGCUCUUGGUUAUUACACCCUGGCUGUCCUGGCCAGCAAUGGGAACCCCAGAUACCUCCGGCUGAGGGCGUCCUGCCUGUCCCACCUGCAGGACUUCAGUCGUGCCCUCAAGGACUUGGACAAAGUGAUUCAGAAGCACACAGCCAGUGACCUUCAGACACAAGUGGAAGAUUUUUGCUCUCGAGGCCGUCUGUUUUUGGGCCUCAGAGACGAGGCCAGUGCCGUGGAAGAGUUCAUCCGAGCCUUCCAGCUCUCUCCAUCCCUGGCUCUGCGGAGUGUGUCUGCUCAGCCAGGACCCAAACAACUGGCCCAGAUGUUUCACGUGGCAGGUCAGCACUGCUUAGAGGAACAGCGCUAUGAGGAUUCAUGGAAGGUGAUAGAGUAUGGCCUUCUUCUAGAUGAAAACAGCAGCGAUUUGAAGAAGCUUCGAGGGAGGCUCAAGAGAGAAAUCUCAUGGGGCUGCAGUAUUCACUGAAUUGCAGAAAAAGAAAGACCUUUAAAAGCCAACCCCUCCACUUCUCCCUGGGUAGUAUCCGUCCUCCUUUGUUUAGAGAGGGCAGGGGAAAGUGGUCUUUUAACAUGAGACUUAAUCACAGUGGCUGUCCAUUUUUUCUGUUAUCUUCCUGACAGACUGUCAACUGCUUUUUAGAGGACAAAAUUGAGAUAUCCAAAAUUAGCCUAAAUAAUAAUAAUAAAAACUAUCAUUUGCAUUGCACUUUAA
Antechinus flavipes (yellow-footed antechinus) is the source of this 3491-nucleotide messenger RNA. It is a transcript of the gene TTC34, whose product is annotated as tetratricopeptide repeat domain 34. The transcript has 8 exons. The record is from RefSeq and is a predicted model, not a curated record. The coding region runs from base 42 to 3245 and encodes 1067 amino acids. Gene Ontology annotation, molecular function: protein binding. Lineage: Eukaryota; Metazoa; Chordata; Mammalia; Dasyuromorphia; Dasyuridae.